UUUCUUUGAUCUUUCUGCUUGCGAGUUCGCAUAUAAAAUUUUGCUCAAAAUAGAGUUAAAAAUUUCUGUUUGAGAGUGAAAGUACUUAGACUCCAUAUUUUACUUAUUCGGGAGAUGGAUAAGAGAACACGCAGAACUGUUUGGGAAGCCAAAAAGGCAGCUAGACCAGAACUGCGAGACUUGGGUGACUGGGAGCGUUUUCAAUUCUGCGACACUUUCCGGCCGCGCAUCGAAGAAUUGAAAGCCAAAGACAAUUGCCACAGGGUGGACGUGAACUCGGUGACGACGGACGAGUUCAUCGAACUAUUUGAGAAGCCUGGACACCCCUGUGUUAUCGUGAAGGAUCAGGAUACGUGGCUGGCGCAGAAGAAAUGGACAGUGAGGAGGCUUGCCAAGAAAUACCGCAAUCAACGCUUCAAGUGCGGCGAAGAUGACGAAGGUUACUCCGUCAAGAUGAAGAUGAAGUAUUACGUGCAAUAUAUGCAUAAUAACAGGGACGAUAGCCCACUCUAUAUAUUCGACAGUAGCUUUGCUGACCAUCCGAAGCGAAAGAAGUUGCUGGAAGACUACGUUGUGCCGCACUUCUUUCAAGACGAUCUCUUCCAGUUCGCUGGAGACGAGAAGCGUCCACCUUAUCGAUGGUUCGUUAUGGGCCCGGAGCGCUCCGGAACCGGGAUCCACAUCGAUCCGCUAGGAACAAGCGCUUGGAAUGCUCUCGUACGUGGUCAUAAAAGAUGGUGUAUGUUUCCGACUCAAACGCCAAAAGAACUUGUCAAGCCAUCGAUCAAUGACGGAGGAAAGCAGAGGGAUGAAGCAAUCAUGUGGUUUACUCACGUCUAUCCUCGCACCCAAGACCCAUCCUGGCCACAGGAAUUUAAACCACUUGAGAUCAUUCAAGGUCCAGGUGAAACCGUCUUUGUGCCCGGAGGCUGGUGGCAUGUCGUUGUAAACCUCGAUACAACUAUAGCUGUCACUCAGAACUUCUGCAGCAGGACAAACUUUCCCGUCGUAUGGCACAAGACCGUCAGAGGGCGCCCCAAGCUUUCCAAGAAAUGGAUCAAAGCCCUUCAGAGAGAAUGGCCAGAGGUCGCGGCAAUGGCCGAAAAUGUUGACCUGUCCAAGCCUAGCGGUCUCCAGUCCGAUAGCUCCUCCGAUAGCUCCAGCUCUAGUUCCAGUGAUGACAGCGCUUGCUCCUCCUGUGACAGCAGCGGCAAUGAAUCCGAGGCUGAAAAACGUCACGAUAAAAGAACCAAAAGACGAAAGGUGGAGGGUGAUGACAAUGCUGAUAUACAUCACCAGUCCGUGCCGCAGUAUGACCCCAGAACAGGCAUGACUUACACCAGAUGACACAACCAAUCAGCAUCAAGCUUUCAUCCCGAGGCAUCAUGGGACAUCAUACCGAGUGCUAGGCAGAAGUGUGCUGACCCAUAUACCCGUAUUCUGAACUCGGGUUCAAAUUAAACCCUGGUGUAAAGUUGUGGAUUAAGUAUGGAAAGCCAAUCGGACCACAAAUCCCCAACAGCACACACUCAAUCUAUUAACUCAUAUGACUCCCAAAUUGUUCGGAAUUGUCUUGGAAUGAUAACUGAAGUAUAUUUCUUCAUUAUGAAAUCAAAAGGAAACAAAAUAGUAAACUAAAGAAAUAAAAUUA
Lytechinus variegatus (green sea urchin) is the source of this 1651-nucleotide messenger RNA. Its product is annotated as bifunctional arginine demethylase and lysyl-hydroxylase JMJD6-like. The coding region runs from base 115 to 1347 and encodes 410 amino acids. Gene Ontology annotation, biological process: phagocytosis. NCBI's taxonomy places the organism in Eukaryota, Metazoa, Echinodermata, Echinoidea, Temnopleuroida, Toxopneustidae. The record is from RefSeq and is a predicted model, not a curated record. Gene Ontology annotation, cellular component: nucleus; cytoplasm. Gene Ontology annotation, molecular function: P-TEFb complex binding; histone H4R3 demethylase activity. The transcript has 8 exons.